UCAGCCGCUAAAAAGAAGAAAAAUCAUUUCAGAAGACGAAACCCGAGACUACGUUUUAAAUAUGAGGAGUUGAUCACCAGUGCCUGCUUUGUUCAGCGUAUCCCUACAGUAGACGUGUUGCCCCACUACACUAGAGCCAUGCCUGCAGACAUGUUUAUUUGUGGCUCUUGCCAUGCAAACUUCAGUGACAUCGAUAGUUUUGUACAACACAAGAAAGAGCCCUGCCAACCUGUCAACACAGACACAGAGAUUUUCACGGAGUCCACCAAUGGCAACACAGAGACUAUCAUACCCCUCGAUGUCGAGACACUGAACAAUGCUGUGAUGACCUGUACUGAACCAACGGAUGGUUCUGAACCUCAGACAGUGAUCAUCAUUCAGGGUAGCUCUGGGGAAUCGUCAGAUCUUUCCCAGACCAUCACCAUGCAGGGUACCUUCUCUACAGCAGAGGAUGGGCAGACCACCUUUAUCCCUGAUCCGUCAGCAACUACAACCACUGCACAAGACACUAUAGCUACAGUCACUCAGACUCCCACACCAGUUGGGAAGAAAAGAGGCCGACCAAAACUGAAAGGUUCAGCUCGUAAGCAGCCUGAAGAAAAACCUCCCUCGAAACCUUCCAAACCAGAUAUAGGUACUGAUGGUCGCUUCGUGUGCUCCAGCUGUAAACGGUCAUUUACCAAGGAGAGGUUCUUUAAUACACACAAAUGUAUGGGAACAACUGAUUAUGUGGACCUUACAAGGAAACAAGUGAUCGACCUAGAUCUAGAUGUAGACGAUAUUGAAGAAGACCUGGAGUCCAAGGAUGAUCAUGUGUAUCAUAUAGAGGAAGAUCAUCCAUCUGAUGUUGAAGAAGAUGAAAUUCUGGAUAACGAUUCUGACUUCAAGAUAAAUGAGCCACAGAAGAGUGCAAAUGAGGAAGGAUGGGACAAGGUGGAGAAUACAGAUGGGGUACAGGUGCUGGCUGAUCCAGAUGUUGACAAUACUCGUACGGAAAAACCUGCUGAUUUCAUCACAGACCUGCCAAUAUUUACAUCUGAGGAAGAAAAGCUAAAGUUUGAACAGCAGAUGAAUGUUGAUCUCAGUGGAGUAGACUCCAUGUUUAAACAACAUGCCAUAGCCCAGGAUCUGAACGAGAAAGCACCCAUGACAGCACGAAUGGUGACCACGUCCCUGUCACUGUUCUCCUGUUGUGUAUGUGAGAAGAUCUUUAAGACUUUAUCACACAUGAGGCUACACUGUCUGAUACACACUGACCUGAAACCUUUCAAGUGUCCGAAGUGUCGAUAUGCUUCCAAUUCUAAAGGUAACUUGUACACACACAUGAGGAAGCACACAGGCCAAUACUACAAGUGUAGUGAAUGUUCUUUUAAAUCUGUCAACAAAAGUCAUUUGCUGGAGCAUGUAGCCACACACAACAAAGCUAAAGAAAAGUGUGAUAUUUGUAAAAAGACGUACAAGACAUUAAAAUCUAUGAUUAACCACAUCAGAAAGUACCAUAGCAGUACUGAACGAGGUCGUGAAUAUCUAGCAACAUUCCUUCAGAACCCUACAAAGGGCUCAACUGUCAUCCACCAGUGUCAUGUCUGUAAUCGGAAAUUUAAAAAGAAGGUUGAUCGUGAUCGCCAUCUAUUUGUACAUGACAUCAAAGAUAUUCCCAGCAUACAACACUGUGAAUUGUGUGACUACACUGCCAGUCGUAAGGUAUACUUGGACAAGCACUACCAGAAACAUCGUGUCAUCUAUAGAUGUGUCAAAUGUCACAGUAAGUUCCUCAGCACAAUACGUCUGAUUGACCAUCUGACCAGUGUCCAUCUCAAGGUUGACCUGACCAAUAAGUGGGAGGAGCUGUUUGAGCAGUGUAUCAACUACAGCCUGUAUCUCCCAGAACCAGAUGAACUGUUUGAGAUGAAGGAGUUCAUCAACCUACCUCCUGAACUUUCUAGCUCUGUAAUGAAAAAUGAAGCCAAGCUAAAUACAGAGCUUGGUGUGAUGUGUUCAGACAAGUCUUCAGAUGCUGGUGAUGUGAACAGUGGCUCUGGUGAUGUGAACAGUGGUUCUGGUGAUGUGACAGGGGAUCUGAUGUGUACCAAUAAGUCUUUAGACACUGUUGAUGUACACGGAGGCUCUGGAGACGUGAGAGAGGACCUUGUGUCUGUAGCGUUACAAACCUCACAGGGACAGGUCAGGGAAACUGACAGUGCAGCCCAGGUUGAGAGCUCUGUGUCUGGACAGGAGUCUCUUCUUGUUGAAGCCAAAGCCUUGGAUAACAAUGAUAAAGAGAGCUUACAAGACACCAGUAAAAAUGUUGAUAACCCAGAUAUUAAUGAUAAGGAAGUCACUACAUCCGCAGAGGCCAUGGAGACAGAGACCAGUGGAGGUGUCACAGAGACAAACAACAGUGACACUGUAGAGGAGGUUGGACUGGCAGAGGGAGGUCUAGGGGAGGGAUCUGAUGAUCUGGAUGACAAUCAGCUGGAGGAACUGGGUGAUAUAGACGGAACAGGAGAAUCAGGAGGCAAGGGAGCAAGUAAAGACCUUAUACAACGUAUGGGUUACCACAUGAUGACUAUGGACAUUUUCCACAAAAUGAGGGAGACAUUUGGUACAGAGGAGUGUGAAUACUGUGGUAAAUUGUACUACAACAAGGUCGACUUUGAUACUCAUCUCCGAACACACACAGGAGACAAGCCAUUCCCGUGUAAUAUCUGUGGUUACCGGGGUCUUACCAAGGAGAAUCUGAGCCGUCACAAGGAGAAGGAACAUGAGAAACUGACCUUCCCCUGUAAGGACUGUAACAAUGAGUUUGUGGCUAACAGUCGCUCACAGCUGUGGAACCAUACCAUGAAGCACCGAGGUCUGCAUGAAGCCAUGGGUAUAGAGUGCCCCACUUGCAAAUCCAAGUUUGAGAAUAUGAAGAAAUUGAAGGCCCACUUCAGUAAUGAUCACCCAGAUUUAAACCUAGAGGAACAGCUAAAAGUCACUGGCUACAAGGAGUUCAAACACCGCACACAAGGGAAAAUGGGUCGGAGGUCUUACAAGUGUCCAUACUGUGAUAAAGUGUUUAUACGAGCCAACUCUGAGCUGCAGAAACACAUCUGGAUUCACGAGGGCAUUAAGCCAUACAAAUGUCCAUUAUGUACAUAUGCUUGCCGUAGUAAAAACAAUCUCCAGGCCCACAUGCUGCGUCACACAGAAGAGAAACCGUACUCCUGCUCAGAAUGUGGAAAAGCUUACAAGUCCCAGACAGCACUACGCUGGCAUGUUAGAUCUCACAAGGAUGGAAAGCUCUUUAAGUGUACCAGGUGUCCAUAUGAGGCCACUCAGAGGAGUCAUCUCAAGCGCCACCUACAGACCCAUGAUGUGGUGAAGCGGUUCAUGUGCAUGCAUUGCGAGUUCUCUGCUAACACCAUUGGGUAUAUGAAGAUCCAUUAUACAAGGCAUCAUAAGGGGGAAACUUUUGAGUACCCCAAUACCAGUGGAGUAGAAGUAGACAAGCGUGUUGUAAUGGUGGACUCACAGGCAUAUCGCUGUCUCAGCUGUGACUAUCUGUUUGGUAAUAUGAGCGAUCUCAAACGUCACCUUAAGAUCAGACAUCACCUACAGGUGCAGCAGAUCCAGGGUCUGGAUCAAGUCCCUGUCAGCGAAGUCCAGGUCCUUCAAUGUACAGAUGAUGCUCUGGCAUCAACCAUUGUGGAGCAGAUCGCGGAAGGGGAGACAACUGCAGAUGUCGUUGAACCUAGUCAGACAAUGGAAACGAAUGACUUGGAUGAGAAGACACAAUCAGCUGUGAGCAUAUUACAACAGAUUAUUGACAUGUCCCAACAGGGAGGCCAGCCAUUUACUGUCCAGGGAGAAGAUGGUCAGAUGGUGUCUGUAAAUCCAGAGACCAUCAUCGUCCAACAGGAGGGUGAAGAGGUGUUGUUGACUGAGGGUGGAUCAGGACUAGAGGGGAACCAGCAGUAUGUUAUCCAGUAUGUGACCCCGGAGGAAGCAGAGUUUGAUCAACUGGACCAAGCUUCGUUAGUAGAGGUGCAGACUGUUCCUGAAGAGGUAGAGACCAUACAGACUAGCAUUGUCAUGGAGGAGGCCAGUGUGUCCAUGGAAACAGAUUAACUUGUUUGAAGUCUGUAAACGGUGCUGUGUUAUAAACGAGCCAAAUGGACAACAGACAGUAUAUGUAGCUUUAUUUGUGAUCAGAGGAAUGUUUUAAAAGGAGAGACCUACAUCUGUGUGCUGUUAUAGGUCGCUAAACAAAGUAAAUAUGUGUUGGAGAUGAAUGCUUCAGAGGAGUGUUUGUGUAAUACAGAGGACUAGGGAGUAUUAAUGCCUCUCAUAUUACUCUGACAAUUGUCAAAUGUUAUUUCACAAUAUCUUUUUAAAAUGUUCAGUUGUUUUUAAUCUUAUUGCUAAAAAAUUGUUUUUUUGAGGAUCAGCAUAAGAUGUUGAAAAAUUAAA
Messenger RNA from Ylistrum balloti, 4458 nucleotides. RefSeq names its product zinc finger protein ZFAT-like. The record is from RefSeq and is a predicted model, not a curated record. Gene Ontology annotation, biological process: regulation of DNA-templated transcription. Gene Ontology annotation, molecular function: RNA polymerase II cis-regulatory region sequence-specific DNA binding; DNA-binding transcription factor activity, RNA polymerase II-specific. The transcript is spliced from 15 exons. Bases 139 to 4116 code for a protein of 1325 amino acids. Lineage: Eukaryota; Metazoa; Mollusca; Bivalvia; Pectinida; Pectinidae.